CAUAAUACAAUUCCAUACAUUGUGAAACAAUUUCCCAAUUUCUUCCUCCAUUUUCGCCCAAUUUCUCCUCUCUUGAACACAUGCAUUUAGGCUUCGAAUUUCUGAAUUUUGAUCAAAAUUCGAAGAAUUAAGGGAAAGAAAUGAGCUUUCAAGAUCUACAUUCGGGUCGAUCAUUGGGUCCUCGUCGGGGCAAUGUCAACGGGAAGCAAGACCCGACUCAAGCUGUGGCUUCGGGAAUUUUUCAGAUCAACACCGCCGUCUCCACUUUUCAGAGGCUGGUUAACACCUUAGGUACCCCUAAGGAUACCCCGGAGCUACGUGACAAGUUGCACAAGACAAGACUACAUAUUGGGCAAUUAGUGAAAGAUACUUCUGCAAAACUUAAGCAAGCCAGCGAAACAGAUCAUCGAGUUGAAGUCAGUACUAGCAAGAAAAUUACAGAUGCUAAACUUGCUAAAGAUUUUCAAGCUGUAUUGAAGGAGUUUCAAAAGUCUCAAAGGCUUGCAGCUGAGAGGGAGACAGCAUAUACACCUUUCGUUCCCCAAGCAGUUUUUAAUUCUAGUUACACGGACAGUGAGAUAGAUGUCUCCUCAGAUAAUGGUCAAGAACAGCGAGCUCUGCUUGUGGAAUCUAGAAGACAAGAGGUUGUUCUUUUGGACAAUGAGAUUUCCUUUAAUGAAGCUAUUAUAGAGGAAAGAGAGCAGGGAAUACAACAAGUACAACAACAGAUAGGUGAAGUGAAUGAGAUUUUCAAGGAUCUUGCUGUGCUUGUUCACGAGCAAGGAACAAUGAUCGAUGAUAUUGGUUCCAACAUUGAGAAUUCUCAUGCUGCAACUGCACAAGGGAGAACACAACUGGCUAAAGCUGCAAAGACCCAAAGAUCAAAUUCAUCUCUGACCUGCUUACUACUGGUGAUUUUUGGAAUCGUGCUCCUUAUUGUUAUCAUAGUACUUGCAGCCUGAUUUGAGAUAUAGAGAGGGAUCCUAAACUCCGUUAAACAGUGAAAACUGAAGAGAUCUUUGUGACUUAAGUUGUUUGAAGGUGGCUCGGCGUAAAAUUGUGCUGCCUCGAAUCCUUGGUCAUACAAAAAAAAAACGAAGUUUUGUUACCUCUCUGGGGGGGAGGAGGAGGGGGAGACAGGCCUUGUGUUUAAUAUUGUAAAUUUGGUGUUGUUGCAAGGUAUGUUUCUGCUUUGUAAUGACACUAUAACAGGUUUGUCAAUAAGAAGUAAACAGUUUUUUUGUAUUUAC
Molecule: messenger RNA, 1250 nt
Organism: Solanum dulcamara
Lineage: Eukaryota; Viridiplantae; Streptophyta; Magnoliopsida; Solanales; Solanaceae
Product: syntaxin-22-like
Exons: 7
Coding region: 141-962 (273 amino acids)
Biological process (GO): vesicle-mediated transport; intracellular protein transport; vesicle fusion
Cellular component (GO): membrane; endomembrane system; SNARE complex
Molecular function (GO): SNAP receptor activity; SNARE binding
Source: RefSeq, a predicted model, not a curated record